CAACUACUGAUCCUCCUACAACAACUACUGAUCCUACUACAACUACUGAUCCUACUACAACAACUACUGAUCCUACUACAACAACUACUGAUCCUACUACAACAACUACUGAUCCUACUACAACAACUACUGAUCCUACUACAACAACAACUAUUGCUCAACUAAAUCUCCAACCACUGCUCCUACUACAACAACUACAGCUCCCACUACAACAACUACAGCUCCUAACACAACAUCUACUGGACCUAUCCCAAACAGCUCUGAACAGCACAACUAUGACUCCUACUGCUACAUCUGCUACUCCAAGUCCUACUCCUAUGCCUCCUACUGCUACAUCUGCUACUCCUAGUUCUACUCCUCUGACUCCUAAUAUGUCAACAACUCCAACUACUGCUACAACUCCUCUUAGACUUACGAGUUUGAGAGAAAGAAAGCGCUACUCUAGACCAAUGGGCUGCGAUGUUAGAGAUGACCCCAGGAAAUGCACCUACAUCUCUGUCACAACCUACCCUCCUUUCAUAGUGGAGAUUAGUGCACCUGCAGACACACCUAAGGGGUACCUGGGAAUCAUCACUGAAAUGCUAACUAAUCAAAUCAAGUUUGAAUCAGUGAUUGUGGUGUACGAAAGUGGAACAUUUACUGUUCAAAACGCCUUUUACAAUGGAGCCACAUUUCUCAACAAAACACUAGUGGAGGUAACGGACAAAGAACUUGCUUAUGAUCCUUAUAUAAAAAUACUUCAAUUGAACUUCAUCAUCCCUGAUAAUUUGACUCCACUUUUGCUCAAAACCUUGACCCUAACACCCAGAUGUGUAAUAGAUGCUGGUCUUCAAAAAGUGUUCUUUGUCCGAGGAUCUGUUGAGGAUAAUGGUGAUCUUGGCUCUCCCUCCAUCACACUUUUGACAGGCCUCUCCAGUCAGGUUUCAUCAAGCUGUAGGAAACCCCUUUUUCACGGCCUGUUGAUGACGUUGGUCUGUUGGAACCUCUUCAACCUUCUGCCUUUAAUCUGCUGAACUACCAAAUGAGGACUUCCAAGUUCACCAUUUUAUUGAUUUGCCUAUUUUUGUUCAAUAACACUGUAUUUUGUAAUAUACUGUAGUCGUGCAUAUUUAUUCAUAUAUACAGUGGGGCAAAAAAGUAUUUAAUGUCCUGGAAACAUAACAUGUACAAAAGUGGAAACACAAAUG
Messenger RNA from Oncorhynchus gorbuscha (pink salmon), 1187 nucleotides. RefSeq lists its product as uncharacterized. The coding region runs from base 276 to 1013 and encodes 245 amino acids. The record is from RefSeq and is a predicted model, not a curated record. Lineage: Eukaryota; Metazoa; Chordata; Actinopteri; Salmoniformes; Salmonidae. The transcript is spliced from 6 exons.